Molecule: messenger RNA, 1425 nt
Organism: Carassius gibelio (silver crucian carp)
Lineage: Eukaryota; Metazoa; Chordata; Actinopteri; Cypriniformes; Cyprinidae
Gene: dkk1a
Product: dickkopf WNT signaling pathway inhibitor 1a
Exons: 4
Coding region: 174-941 (255 amino acids)
Biological process (GO): multicellular organism development; negative regulation of canonical Wnt signaling pathway
Cellular component (GO): extracellular region
Molecular function (GO): receptor antagonist activity; co-receptor binding
Source: RefSeq, a predicted model, not a curated record
AUCGCCUGCGCAGACAUGAGUUCAUCCAGCAGGUCUGCGCAGGCGAUGAGAGGGGCGGUGGAGAGCGUGUUCGAUGCCCUCGUACAGUCAUUUAAAAGGGGCGGGAAUAUACAAACAGUCCCGCGUGUAUAAAACUCUUGGAGACGCAUGAAGAGCUGUGGAGUUUGGACAUUAUGCGUGACAUUCUGACAGAGAAGAACAUGAGGAACAUGCUCUCACUACUCACCGUUGUGACUGUUUAUCUCGCGGUUUGGGGCGGAAUCACUGCGGAUGCUCAAGUUGGACCUGUGUUACAGAACUCCAUCAGGCAUCUGCCCGCAGCAUCCAGUCCGAGUGACGCGGUGAGCGCGAGCCCGCGCGUUACCGGCACCGCGGACAGCCACGCUCCGUCGCCGCACUGCGCCGCCGAUGAUGAGUGCAGACUCGGUGAGUUUUGUAACGGCUCUCGCGGAGUUUGUCUCUCGUGCCGCAGGAGGAGGAAGCGCUGCGCUCGUGACGGGAUGUGCUGCGCUGGAAAUCGAUGCAUCAAUGGUGUGUGUCAACCUGCUGACACAGACGCCACCGGCGCGGUAGAUGCCGCUCUACCGGUUGGCAACACAGAUGCGCCCAAUAUUCCAGUCACACGUGGGCAGAACUUCACACAUCCUAAAAGAACCACCAGCCUACCAAAACCACAGCAGCCACUCAAAGGUGGCGAGGGCGAGACAUGUCUCAGAUCUUCAGACUGCUUGGAAGGGCUCUGCUGUGCUAGACACUUCUGGUCCCGGAUCUGCAAGCCAGUGCUGAUGGAGGGGCAGGUGUGCACGCGCCACCGGCGGAAAGGAGCUCACAGUCUGGAGAUCUUCCAGCGCUGCGACUGCGGCUCUGGCCUGACCUGCCGAGGCCAGAGAGAGAAACCCGGAGCAGAAAGCCGAAACCUCCACACCUGCCAGCUGCGCUGACCCCACAGAACCGCUCUCUGCUCUACACACACACACACACCACAUGCAUGCAUGCAAACACACAUGCAGCAGCAGCAAAGGAAAACUGAUUCCACGGAAGGAUGCGCCAGAAUAAGGACUGAUCAUAUUUCCUGGACGGAUGCAGAGAAACUGCACCGUAGGGAUGUUUCUCGUUGUACACUCUGCUAUUUAAGACUUUUUUCCCUGGGUCAUCACAAAAGGCAGAUUGCUUUUGUUUCCCUUUAUAAGGAACUUCUUAUUCUUCUUGCAGUAAAUUACUGUAUUGUACAUACGUAGUCAGAAAUUGCACUUAACACUGAGCAUACGGAUCCUGUAAAAGUAGCAUUUCAUCAAUAUUGUAAAUGUCAAUGUCAAAUGUCAUGAUAAGCCAUAUUGAGAUGGUUAUCAGUAUUCUAUUUUUAUUUCAAGCUAAUUGUAAAGAUGUAUGUGUGGUGAAAACAUAUAAAUGACAUGAUUAUAACAA